AAUGAAGAGCGAGCACGUGAUUGGCACGUGACAACAAAAACCAGUACAGUGGCUGGCUAGGUAGGUUGGUCGCAGCGUUAUUACGCGAGUGAAGGAAAGGAAUGAGAGAAGCAAGCAAGGUUUUGGUUUAGAGAGGGAGAGAGAGAUAGAAGCAUAUACGCAAAAUGGGUACAUCAGUUCAAGUAACACCACUCUGUGGAGUGUACAACGAAAAUCCUCUCUCUUACUUAGUUUCAAUUGACGGCUUCAAUUUCCUCAUCGACGUUGGUUGGAAUGACAAUUUUGACCCUUCCCUUCUUCAACCUCUCUCCAAGGUAGCAUCAAGUAUAGACGCUGUUUUACUUUCACAUCCUGAUACUCUUCACUUAGGUGCAUUACCCUAUGCAAUGAAGCAGCUGGGACUAUCUGCUCCUGUUUUUUCAACUGAACCUGUUUAUAGAUUGGGACUUCUCACCAUGUAUGAUCACUUCCUCUCAAGAAAACAAAUUUCGGAUUUUGACCUAUUCACUCUCGAUCAUAUUGAUUCUGCUUUCCAAUCUGUAACUAGGUUAACCUACUCUCAGAAUCAUCAUCUCUCAGGCAAGGGUGAGGGAAUUGUGAUUGCACCACAUAAUGCUGGACAUCUUUUGGGAGGUACUAUAUGGAAAAUUACAAAGGAUGGUGAGGAUGUCAUAUAUGCCGUUGAUUUCAAUCAUAGAAAAGAGAGGCAUUUGAAUGGAACUGUUCUUGGUUCUUUUGUUCGACCAGCUGUUCUAAUAACGGAUGCUUAUAAUGCUUUGAACAAUCAGCCUUACAGACGUCAAAAGGACAAAGAAUUUGGAGAUAUCUUAAAGAAGACUUUAAGGGCAGGCGGCAAUGUAUUACUACCUGUUGACACUGCUGGACGAGUGUUGGAACUUAUUCUCAUGUUGGAAUCGUAUUGGUCAGAUGAAAACUUGAACUAUCCUAUAUACUUUCUUACAUAUGUUGCAUCCAGCACUAUCGAUUAUGUGAAGAGUUUCCUUGAGUGGAUGAGUGAUUCCAUAGCAAAGUCUUUUGAACAAACUCGUGAAAAUAUAUUUCUUUUGAAGUAUGUCACACUUAUGGUUAACAAGACUGACUUUGACAAUGCUCCCGAUGGUCCAAAGGUUGUUCUAGCAUCCAUGGCAAGUUUGGAGGCAGGUUUUUCACACGAUAUAUUUGUUGAGUGGGGAAACGAUGUAAAAAAUCUUGUGCUUUUUACUGAAAGAGGCCAGUUUGGCACUCUAGCUCGUAUGCUUCAAGCUGAUCCACCUCCAAAAGCUGUCAAAGUCACUGUGUCCAAGCGGGUUCCUUUGGUUGGUGAAGAGCUAAUUGCCUAUGAGGAAGAGCAAAACCGAAUAAAGAAAGAAGAAGCUUUAAAAGCCAGUCUUUUGAAAGAGGAAGAACUGAAAGCAUCUCAUGGGGCUGAUAAUAAUACCAGCGAUCCAAUGGUCAUUGAUACCGGCAAUAAGCAACCAUCACCUGAAGCAACUGUUCAACGAAAUGGAGGAUACCGGGAUGUAUUUAUUGAUGGAUUUGUUCCCCCUUCAACAAGUGUUGCCCCAAUGUUUCCCUGUUAUGAAAAUACAUCAGAAUGGGAUGAUUUUGGUGAAGUCAUAAAUCCAGAUGAUUAUGUAAUUAAGGAUGAAGACAUGGACCAGAAUGCAAACCAUGUAGGUGGUGAUAUAAAUGGAAAACUAGAUGAAGGUCCUGCCAGUUUGAUACUUGAUACAAAGCCAUCAAAAGUAUUAUCUGAUGAAAGGACUGUCCAAGUCAGGUGUUCCUUGAUUUACAUGGAUUUCGAAGGUCGUUCAGAUGGGAGAUCAAUUAAGAACAUUCUCUCCCAUGUGGCUCCCCUGAAACUGGUUUUGGUGCACGGGUCGGCUGAAGCUACAGACCAUCUGAAGCAGCACUGUCUGAAGAAUGUCUGUCCUCACGUUUACGCUCCUCAAAUUGAAGAAACUAUUGAUGUUACCUCUGAUUUAUGUGCUUAUAAGGUUCAACUAUCUGAGAGGUUAAUGAGUAAUGUACUCUUCAAAAAGCUGGGAGAAUAUGAAAUAGCUUGGGUUGAUGCUGAAGUAGGGAAGGCAGAAAAUGACAUGCUUUCGCUUCUCCCUGUUUCCGGACCGCCUCGACCGCAUAAAUCUGUUCUUGUUGGUGAUUUGAAAUUGGCAGAUUUCAAGCAGUUCCUCUCCACCAAGGGUGUUCCGGUGGAAUUUGCUGGCGGGGCAUUGCGUUGUGGUGAAUAUGUAACUGUGCGGAAGGUUGGGGAUGCAGCUCAGAAGGGUGCUGGUUCUGGUACUCAGCAAAUUAUCAUUGAAGGUCCCCUGUGUGAAGAUUACUAUAAAAUUCGCGAUUAUCUCUAUUCGCAGUUUUAUUUGCUUUAGAUUUGGUUGUAUAAAGUGCAUAGGCUAAUCAUAAAACUUAUUACCUUCCCUACCCUAUUUUCUGAAGAAGUCAGAGUAUGCAAAGUGCUAUGUAGAUGCUUGCAAACAUGGUUAAUUUUUGGUAGUCAUUCUAACAAGAUUCGCAGGAGCUGUUGUCUGCUUUCAAAGUUUUCAAAGAUGAAAUCGCACUGCAAUAGUCUCAGUUUGUACCUCAAAUUUACAUCAACCAUCAUAGCAUCUGGGGGAUAUGAACUUUUCAAAUGUGUUUCCUCUUGUCCUGUGUAGGCUUCAUUAUGAGACUUUGAAAGGGUAUAUGUGUCCUUUCUUCUCAUCUAUAUAUGUGCUUUUUGCACAUUAACAUUGAAUUAGUUAGAUAGAUAUAAUGAAUCUGGGUGGGGAUUAAUCCUUGAUGAUUUGGUUGAUAUAAUUGAGCUGAACAAUCUUGAUAUUCUAUUAGUUAUGGUAUUCUUAGUUUUUACACAAACAUUAA
This is a messenger RNA of Cicer arietinum (chickpea), 2877 nucleotides long. RefSeq names its product cleavage and polyadenylation specificity factor subunit 2. Gene Ontology annotation, cellular component: mRNA cleavage and polyadenylation specificity factor complex. NCBI's taxonomy places the organism in Eukaryota, Viridiplantae, Streptophyta, Magnoliopsida, Fabales, Fabaceae. The record is from RefSeq and is a predicted model, not a curated record. Gene Ontology annotation, biological process: mRNA 3'-end processing by stem-loop binding and cleavage. Gene Ontology annotation, molecular function: RNA binding.